Diceros bicornis minor is the source of this 3216-nucleotide messenger RNA. RefSeq names its product succinate receptor 1 (gene SUCNR1). The record is from RefSeq and is a predicted model, not a curated record. The coding region runs from base 190 to 1146 and encodes 318 amino acids. Gene Ontology annotation, biological process: G protein-coupled receptor signaling pathway. The transcript has 2 exons. Lineage: Eukaryota; Metazoa; Chordata; Mammalia; Perissodactyla; Rhinocerotidae. Gene Ontology annotation, cellular component: plasma membrane. Gene Ontology annotation, molecular function: G protein-coupled receptor activity.
CCUCUACUUGAACUUGACUUGGAGGUUUGACAGAACAAAUUAUUCCUGAACUUCUGAAUUAUUAAUCUUGGCUGCAUGAUAUGCAAAUCAGGCUGCAGUGACUAUGUCCAGCGGCAGAGCACUGGGUCAGAAGCUCCAUCAAGUUGCUGGUAAAGAACUUCUGCUGAGGGAUCCAGGCCUUGCAACAGAAUGGCAUUGAAUGCAACUUGCAAAAACUGGCUAGCAGCAGAGGCUGCCCUGGAAAAGUACUACCUCCCCAUUUUUUAUGGGGUUGAGUUCAUCGUGGGACUCCUCGGGAAUACGGCUGUUGUGUUUGGCUACCUCUUCUGCCUGAAGAGCUGGACCAGCAGUAACAUCUAUCUCUUUAACCUCUCUAUCUCUGACUUCGCCUUUUUGUGCACCCUUCCCAUGCUGAUGAGAACGUAUGCCCACGGGCGAUGGGUGUAUGCGGACGUGCUCUGCACAGUCAACCGAUAUGUGCUUCACGCCAACCUCUACACCAGCAUUCUUUUCCUCACGUUCAUCAGCAUUGACCGAUACCUGCUCAUGAAGUAUCCUUUCCGGGAACACCUUCUGCAAAAGAAAGAGUUUGCUGUUUUAAUCUCUGUGGCCAUCUGGGUUUUAGUAACCUUAGAGCUACUGCCCAUACUUUCUGUGAUAAAUCCUGUUACAGCCGACAACAGUACCAACUGUAACGACUAUGCAAGUUCUGGGGACCCCAUAUACAACCUCAUUUAUAGCAUGUGUCUAACCUUCUUAGGGUUCCUCAUUCCUCUUUCUGUGAUGUGCUUCUUUUAUUUCAAGAUUGUCCUUUUCCUGAGGGAGAGGAGCAGGCAGCUGGCUACUGCUUCGCCCCUGGAGAAGCCCCUCAACCUCGUCAUCAUGGCAGUCGUGAUCUUCUCUGUGCUCUUCACGCCCUACCACAUCCUGAGGAACGUGCGGAUCGCCUCCCGCCUGGGGAACAGGGCGCAGCACCAGUGCACGCAGACCACCAUCAGCACCUUCUACAUUGUGACCCGGCCUCUGGCCUUUCUGAACAGCGUCAUCAAUCCUGUCUUCUAUUUCCUCAUGGGAGAUCACUUCAGGGAGAUGCUGAUGAGUAAACUGAGGCACCACUUCAAAUCCUUUACAUCCUUUAGAAGAUGAGCUAAUGGACUCACGUUUUCAUUCGGGGAAAAGUGAGGUAUUGCGUAACAGAGUGUUAUACACACGCAGCUGUCAGCCAGUUAGAGUUUAACUCAUAAACAUAAAUUAAAGAGGGCCGCAGUCCUGCCCCUGUGUUAAAGACGUGUCAUACUCGGUGUAUGCGAAAAGAAGAGGAUGGGGAGUAGUUAUUGGUUUCUUCCCCUAAGAGUUGAAAGGAGUUGGACUAGCACCACCUAGUGUUUGGGCGUGUGAGUCCAAACCGUCAGCUGUUACAAGACCUUCGCAAUCCGUGCAAAAGGACUGGAACAGCAAAGAAGCAGCAAGUUGUCUGCAUUUAGUCCAGACUGUAAAAGAAAUUGCACUGGCAACAUUCUCUAUGUUGUUCUUAUUCAUACAAUCCUGUAAGCUUAUGUGAGAACUGAAAAACGGAAGAUUAGACAUACACUAUCAACCAGUGUUGUUAGAAGUUGUGCUUUUGAGCAAAUUUAAGUAAACAAUAAUAACAAUGAGCAAGAAAGCAACAUAAUGAGUUCAAAGAUGCCUAUAAGACAUUGCUUCAUAUUGAUCAUGAAUUGGGGUCAAGUUGUAAUUAUAAGUCCUUUUCUGGUUUUUAGUGCAAAGAUUCAUAUCAAAUAGAACCUAAAGAGACAGUUCAACAAAGAGAGAGGCAUGUUUGAGCUUGUCUCUCAGGGGUUUUAGGUGUAAAGGAUUUUAUCAAAAUACUAGAAAGAGAUACCAAGGAGAGUUACAAAAAUCUCAGAGUUACAGAACACAAAGUGCCUGUCAGGAAACCCAAAGCAACACAAAACAAAACAAAACAAAAUAUUGUUUUUAUAAUGAUUGCACCAUCUAGCAUUUUAUUAUCACAAUUGGAUCAUCAGUGCAUGGAAAUAUAUUAUGUUCCUUAGCCUUGCUGCUCUUGACUAAACAGUAAACUUUAAAAUAUAUUAAUGUCAUAAAACCAGCAAAUAAGAGGAAAUGAAAUGUAAUACCAAAAUUCGUUGGGUUAAUUUUCCCUUUUGGAAGGAAAGUCCCAGUUUUUCUCCCCCACCCCCACAGAUUUUUUUAUAAGCAAUAGAUAAUUUACAAGGACAACUUUAUCUUAGAGAGAGCGGCUCACACCUGGAGUGAGCCUUGUUUUCGUGGAACCUUAUUUAAGACUACCGGAGGAAAUUUCUAAACAAAAUGCACUUUACGAAAUUGUAGAAUACAAGGAAUAUUUAUGUGCAUAUCAAUAGAGAUUAUCCCAGGAGGGUUAGUUAGACACCGUUCUAUGCCAUGAAACAAAUUAGGGAAAAGAAAAACCAAGUGCUGCAUUAGCUUUUAUGUCAAAUGAGUACCACAUACUAAUACACUUACUAUAUGCAACAAAAGGUGUCCGUGACUAUUUGUCUAUGCUGCUUUCCUUGAGGUCGUUAGCUGUAACAUGAAGCAUAAAAUAAGCAUGAGCAAAGACACAAAAGUCCAUUGUCCUUCCUGUUAUGAGAUGAUAUUCCUGUUCUGGUUAUAUCAUAUUCCGAUAUUUCCAAAACUCAAAAUAUUCCCAGUUAAUGCUUCUACACUGCAAGCAACUGUAAUAUUAUAAAAACACAUUACUUACAAAGGAUUCAUUUUCUUACAUAGAAUUAGGCUUUAGGUAUUUUUUUCAUGCUUUGUCUUUAUAAUCAAUAUUUUAAAAAUUUCAGUGUAAUUUUAUAACUGCCUGAUAAUAAACUGAAAACAGAAUCUCCUGAAUUUCUUCAUCAGAAAAGUCCACAAAAAGGGCCAUAGGAAAUAAGUAUUUGAUUACUUCUGCAAAAUUAGCAACAUAUAACUUAAGGAGUGGUAGUGGUAGACUCUUUCUAAUAGUGCAGUGAAAUAUUUUGUGAAACCACAAACGCUUACAUAUACCUUAUAACAAAAAUAUUAAGUAAUUUCGUAGCACGUCUUAAUUCUUUUCUCACUCAAAUCUGUCAUGUGGUAACUUAAUCCUUAACAGACUAAAGAGACCUGCACUAAAAUUAUAAGAUCUAUUUCACUUGCUUUUUAGAUGAUUGUAAGACUCACAAACAAUAAAUAAUGGAAAUCCUU